Caenorhabditis bovis is the source of this 3252-nucleotide messenger RNA. The record is from the annotation of a GenBank genome assembly. Lineage: Eukaryota; Metazoa; Nematoda; Chromadorea; Rhabditida; Rhabditidae.
AUGAGCACUAGUAGUGAAGAGCAAGACACGACUCUUGGUCGCGGCUCUUCCCAUUUGUAUUCCCAACCGCGAGCUGGACCAUCUCAGCAAUCCAAAGAAGGCAGUGAUGAUGAUGAUCCGUAUGUUCGGUUUCGCGAAGAAGAUAUUGUUGAUGUUGACGAUGCGAUCACUGUGAUGUUGUCUUCGUUAAGAUUUGAACACAAUCGAAAGAUUGUGCCGACGGAACGAGAUGAUGAUGCUCUACGAAGAUUGCAUGAAAAAAUUUUCGCAAUAAUCACAAGAGAAACUGAUGACCAUCGUCGGCGACGAUUAAAAAGAGCUUUACCCGCCUCAAACUGCAUUCGCGAACAAGUUUUCUACCUGAGGAGAUCCCCGACGUCUCCUUCUCCAUCCUAUUUUCAUCGACUAUCUGCGGCUCUUGACACGAUCGUCAAAGAUUCGUUUGAAGAGGAGUAUCGAAAAGUCGCAACGAUUCUCGGACUUGUUGAAGCGCUUGCCGAGGUAUUGAUCUUGGAGAUCCACACAUUCGGUGUGUCUAAUAGCCAUCACAACGAGCAUCGGAGUAUUCGGAAACUGAUCGCGAACGCUCUGACGAAUCUCACGUAUGGACAGAUUCAUUCGAAACGACGACUUUGUGCGUAUGAUGGAUUUAUACGAUGUGUUGUUCGGAUAAUCAUUGAAUCACCGAAUGUGACACAAGUUUAUGCGGGACUCGUGCGAAAUUUGUCGUGGAUGGCUGACGCUGAAAUGAGCGAAUCGUUGCGGCCUACUGUUCAUGCGUUAGCGAUUGCAGCAGUUCACGCGAAUAAGAAUAGAGAUGAAGGAUGCGUAAAAGCCACUCUAUCAGCCCUUUGGAAUCUUGCAUCGCAUUCGGUCGAGAAUAAACGAACGAUUUGUGAUACGCCAAACUUUUUGGCACUUCUUGCGAGUUUAUUAUCCACCGAUGUUCGGCAUACGGGCAUCGGCGAGAGUGCAACGGGAAUUUUGAAAUAUGUAUCUCAAUAUCUUGCCAAUACUUCAUCGCAUCUCGAAUUGCGCAAUAUUCUUCUUACUGGACUUAUCUCUUUGCUUGGAAGCCCGACUUUCACGAUAUUGACGAAUACCCUGGGAGCUAUUGCGAAUUUGAUAUCGAAGGAUCCACAUCUUCAAAAUGUUCUUCGACAUGACAUGAAUGCCAUUCAGCAGCUGAAUUUGUUAAGGAAUUCGAAUCGUGAAGACGUUCGAGCUGCUGUCAAAAACGUUCUGAAUGCUGUAAAUCAGCCGACUGGACAUACGCGAUUCGGAGAAAUGUCUUGCUCAAUGGGCGCCGCAACUGGCAUGACCAUGAUGGAUCCAAUGAUGCAUUCUCAUCAUACCUACCAUUCGGCAUCCACGGCUUCCCCACGGCUUUUGCCUCUGAGAGCUACACGAGCGUCUCCUGGUCGUUUCAUGCAGCAACUCCACCCACCUCAGUCGUCAAUUGAUCAGAGAUCGUGCAGUUUGCCUCGUCACUUUGCUGGAGGAUUUGCUCAGCCUCCUCAAGGAAUGAUGGCUCAAUCUUACACCCGAACCGUCGAAACUCAGGAAAUGUUCAUGAAUCAGCCAGAAGCAAUUCAAGAGCAGAAUGAUGAUCCGAUUGUUGAGACACAAUCGGAAACCGCUAUGGGAACUCGGUCAAACAGUGCGAGAUCAUUGGGAAGCGCAGAUCCUGGGAGUGUGAUGAACACUGGCGGUUGGAAUUCGACCAUUGAUACUGCUGCUAAUAGCUCGAGAGCUCUUUCGCCGGUCUCGUUUUCCGAAAUUCCGGCGUCGCCAACAAUGUGUACUCAAGUGUUCAAUCUUCCAACAAAUUCGGAGACUGCUAGCGAGCAGCAGACUCCUGUCUAUAAUCAAAUGCCACCUCCAUCGGCAAUGAUCUCGUUUGCUCCAGCACCAACCACAUCUACAGGAUCCUCAACUCUGACUACCGUCACUGCCACUACUGCUCGCCAUAAUGCGACGCAGUUCAGCACGGGAUCGAGCAAUACAAUGACUCGUAGUGGAAAUACAACGAAGCCUGCUGAGGAACUUGAAAGUCCGGAUGAUGUACUACCUGGGCCAAAUUUUGAUGAAGGCGACUACGCGGUGAUUCCAAAUGACGAGGAAUUGUUAUCGCGGUCGAUUCAGGCUGAAAUGCCGAGCCGACAACAGGCGAAGGUCUCGCCACGACUCAAUGGAUUCUUCUCUCCUCCACUUUCAUCGCAAUCUGGUCAACAGAGCACAAAUUCCGCGUGGUAUUCAACUGCAAACCGAAACAAUUCGGAUUCGGACCGUCUUCUUAUGGAAUGCAUUCUUUCGGAGAUGCCUCAAUCUACUUCGCCAUCGCAACAGCAUCGACGACAUUCAAAAAACGAGCAAGCCGAUCGCCGCGACGCAACCAUCGCAUCGCAUGAGCCCAGCGAUCAUGGCGUACAAAUCAUCGAGAAUCUGAAUGUGACGGGCUCGAAUUGCCAUCGAUCGACAUUGGGACGCAUGGAAUCGCUCGAGAGUCAGGCGAGCAGCGAUGACAGCUUCGGAGUUAUGCGAAGCGAAUCGUCGCAUCAUACGAUGAUGCGCGAAGAUGUUGACACCUCGAUUCCGGCGGAUUGUUAUGAUGAUGACGACGAUUACGACGACUAUGAUGAAGAAACCGAUCUCGAUGCGACCCAUUUUGAGGAUGGUACACAUCCCAAUAUGACUAUCGACUGCUCAAUAAUCAGUUCGGGAAGCGCGGCGAGUCUCAAAGGUGAGCGAACGAGCUCACGCGAAAAUCGAGCAUUAGCGACAUCGACCCCCAAAGGAUCCAGUUCUGGAAUUCCGACGAUAAAGGCAGCUCAUAGAGUCCCAACAAGGGUGGCGACAGCAAGAAAAACUCGGCUUCCAGUACCAAAAACGAAUGGAUCUUUAGCGGAUAAGAUCACAAAGCCACCACCAAUGUCGCGCCCCAGACUUCCACCAAAGCCGAUGACGCUGAAUCGUGCCGUGAGCCCAGAGGAGCCGAACGAUGAUCAAAAAGACGAGACAAUUUAUGUGAAUGCGCCGGCUGUUCAAGAAAAAGAGCAGAUUUACGUGAAUACUGCCCACAAAGAGCCAGAAGCGGAGACGACGUCAAUUGGCAGCGGAGCUUCAUCGACAAAGUCGAUUUUGGUGCCGCCUUAUAAUUAUCAGAAGCCAUUUGUUACACGAAGCAGUGGAGAAAUGUCAGAGAAAUCGGUGCAGCCAAACCCGAAACAAAUGCUAGUUACGACGGUUUGA